This is a messenger RNA of Myzus persicae (green peach aphid), 1344 nucleotides long. RefSeq names its product palmitoyltransferase ZDHHC6-like. Lineage: Eukaryota; Metazoa; Arthropoda; Insecta; Hemiptera; Aphididae. Bases 144 to 1253 code for a protein of 369 amino acids. Gene Ontology annotation, cellular component: Golgi apparatus. The record is from RefSeq and is a predicted model, not a curated record. The transcript has 9 exons. Gene Ontology annotation, molecular function: palmitoyltransferase activity; protein binding. Gene Ontology annotation, biological process: protein palmitoylation.
UCAUUUGUACUUAAAAUUUUUUUAUAUUUAAAUACAACGAUUUAUUAAAACUUUAAACUUAAAAGGUUUCUUUAACUAUUUAUUUGUACUUUGCCAUCAUGAACAUUAUAUCUAAUUAAUGGAAAGUUAUCGACCUGCUCAAAAUGCCUCCCGUACGUCAAUCAUCUUUGACAAGAUUUGUCCACUGGGGACCAAUUUUGUCAAUUAUAAUUUACAAAUUUGUAACACUGACAACGUUAUAUUUUACGGAAAUGUGGUGGCCAUGUUUUGGUUCAUUGGGAGGAUUUCUCAAUAACGUACUUUUGUUGACAUUAUUUGUCAUCAGCUUUUCAUGUUAUUUGAAAAGUGUUAUUGUUGGACCAGGAUUUCUUCCACUCAAAUGGAAACCAGAAUUUGAAGAAGACCAACAGUAUUUGCAGUUUUGUACAAUAUGUGAUGGGUACAAAGCGCCCCGUGUUCAUCAUUGUCAUAAGUGUAACCGUUGUGUAUUAAAAAUGGAUCAUCAUUGUCCGUGGUUGAACACUUGUGUAGGCCAUGCAAAUCAUCCAUCGUUUGUGAUAUUUAUUUUUGUAUCUAUAGUAGCAUCCAUUCAAUCAUCCACAUUAUUACUCAAGACCCUGUUGCUUGUACUCGCGCAAUAUGGGCAUCGGGUAUUGGUAUAUUUUCCAUUAAAGUUAACCCUUUUAUGGCUUACAGCAUUUGGAUUAGCUAUAUGUUUAAUCCUCACACUCAGUUUACUAUUUUUUAUACAAAUGAAAUAUGUGCUGAAAAAUUGUACGAAUAUUGAAGACUGGAUUGUGGGAAAAGCAAUAUCAAGGCGUGAACAAGAUCGGAAUUUGCCACCAUUUAUAUAUCCAUACAAUUUAGGGAAAUUAAAUAAUAUCAAAGCAUUUUUUUCCAAAGACGAUGGUAUUCACUGGGCAGUGCGUAGUGAAUGUGGUGAAUAUGAUUUAACGAUUGAGCAGUUAGAACAAAAAUUAAUUAAAGAAUCAUGGAAACAACCUAUGGUAGUAAUUAAAGAAUACAACGGCAGAUGGUUUCCAUUAAUGUUUGGUGUAUGUGUUUGUUGUCAAAUACCAUGGACUGACGAAACACGAAUGCCAUUGAAUGUUGGUGAGAUUGUUCAAGUCACUAGAUUUCGAAAAUAUUGGAUGUAUGGUCAUAAGAAGGUUUCCGAUGGUACUCGAGUACGAGGAUGGUUUCCAAAACCUUGUGUGUAUUCAAUACCUGGUACAUUGAAGAAAGACAAAUAAACUUUUUUAAAUGACAAUUUCUUUUGCUAUUUAUAUUGGUGUAUAUUAUAUUUUACCGGAUUUGUGUUAUUUGAAUUGUUUUAAGUGUCUG